Engraulis encrasicolus (European anchovy) is the source of this 5423-nucleotide messenger RNA. RefSeq names its product adenosylmethionine decarboxylase 1 (gene amd1). The coding region runs from base 192 to 1199 and encodes 335 amino acids. Gene Ontology annotation, molecular function: adenosylmethionine decarboxylase activity. The record is from RefSeq and is a predicted model, not a curated record. The transcript has 9 exons. Gene Ontology annotation, biological process: spermine biosynthetic process; spermidine biosynthetic process. Gene Ontology annotation, cellular component: cytosol. Lineage: Eukaryota; Metazoa; Chordata; Actinopteri; Clupeiformes; Engraulidae.
CCGGCGAUAUUAGCUAGCACUCGCUCACUGUAUUCUCUGUAAAAGGGGAAGACCGUAAAAAUCAAGAAACUACAUCUGGAAUCGCUAAAGGACUGUACCUAGACAAUAAGUUAUAACUAUCAAUCAAGGACUAAUUAAGUUGAGAAAGUAACCAACGUAUAUUUUCUGCUGUUGGUGUCUGUUGUCUCACGAUGGAAGAGAACGGUGCACACUUCUUCGAAGGGACGGAGAAGCUUUUGGAGGUGUGGUUCUCCCGGGAAGAUGAGACCAAAGGAACGGGGGACCUCCGCACCAUCCCAAGGUUUGAGUGGGACAAGCUCUUGGAGAAUGUGCAUUGUUUGAUCAUAAGUGUGACAAAAACUGACAAGCAGGAAGCUUAUAUACUCAGUGAGAGUAGCAUGUUUGUCUCCAAGAGACGUUUCAUUUUGAAGACAUGUGGUACCACCCUCUUACUACAAGCACUGGUGCCCCUGCUGGAACUUGCCAGAGAGUACUGCGGCUUUGAUGCCAUCGAGAAUUUCUUCUAUUCUCGUAAGAACUUCAUGAAGCCCAGCCAUCAGGAGUUCCCUCACCGGAAUUUCCAGGAGGAAGUGGAUUUUCUGAGCCAGAUCUUCCCAAAUGGAGCCGCCUACUGCAUGGGCCGUUUGAACUCCGACUGCUGGUACCUCUUCACUCUGGACUUGCCAGACAUUUGGGAGAACAAGCACGCGGAUCAGACCCUGGAAGUUCUGAUGAGUGAUCUUGACCCAGCGGUGAUGGACCAGUUCUACAUGAAAGACGGUGUUUCUGCAAAUGAUGUCACUCGUAUGAGUGGAAUUCGUGACCUGAUCCCAGGUUCUGUGAUUGACGCCACAAUGUUCAACCCUUGUGGAUAUUCAAUGAAUGGAAUGAAAACUGAUGGAACUUACUGGACAAUCCACAUCACUCCAGAGCCAGAGUUUUCCUACGUUAGCUUCGAAACCAACCUCUCCCAGACAUCCUAUGAUGACCUCAUCCGCAAGGUUGUGGAUGUUUUCAAGCCAGGGAAAUUUGUGACUACGCUUUUUGUCAACCAAAAUUCCAAGUGUCGCAGUGUCUUUUCCUCUGCCCAGAAACUCGAGGGCUUCAAGCGUCUGGAUCGCCAGUUGGCCCAAUUCAACGACUACAAUUUUGUUUUUAACAGUUACGCCAAGAACCGCCAGCAAAACCAGCAGAGCUGAACGAGAGGAAUGAAGAAAAAGCGUAAAAAGAAAGGCAGGUGCCGAGGGCGAUUGCUCGGCUUCUGUCUUUUUCCUCCUCCUCCUCCUCCUCUUUCUCUUCCUACUUCUAUCUCCUCUGUUCUUCUGUUAUUUGGUGUUGAGGUUCUUGGCUGUAAUGAGAAUAAUAAUAGUACCAAGGCCAAGAGGUUUAGUUUCCCCUUGUCGAGUUUGAAUUGUACACAUCCUACUACUUGUACCUAUGACUUAGCUGUAUUGCAUGAAAGCUCUCCCGUUUGUGUAGAUACCUUAGCUCACUCUUGCUGUGAUCUUGAAGUGCAUGAAGAGGAAUGGCAGCGGCUCGGCUCGGGGCGGUGGGUGAGGGUGUCGGGGCUUCUUGCCCCCCCACCCGUCCGCCGCCACGGCCACGGCCCCUUCCUGCAGGUGUCCCCCCUCAUCCCCAACAGACAAGGCUUCCGAGCCCACUAGGCCUGAACCCUGGCAUGCUGAGAUUGGAAACUCAAAAUGUGCUCAUUGUGUGGGUCUAUCCCAAACCUCCCCCGGCUGUGCCUCAUAUUGUUUGUGUAAUAUACAUAUACGUCAUUGUAUCGAUAGCUUUGUGUAUCCUGACCUCUCUCAAGCAGGCAUUCAUUCUGCAAAGACGGAAAAAAACCCUAUUUUUAGAUGAAGUGUUGCUGCCUUAAUCAGGGCAAUGUUACGAGUUGCUUGAGUUUUCACUCUUUCACCCUCCCCAUCUCCCACUUUUUUCAUACCCUGCCCCUCCAUGUGUAUCAUGCCUUUAGCCUGCGCUCAAUAGCUGGGAUGGUACUGCAUUGGUUGGAUGCAUUCUUACUUUGUUGAGACCAUUUAUUGCCCAUUCAAUUGUAAGCAAAUCUAACACUAAGCUAAGAAAUGUAUAUACAUUUAAUAAAUGAAAUGUAGUAAUGAUAAUAAAGUGCCACGUAGAGUACCUAAUGAAGUUUUGCACUGAGGUUGGAUUUGGAAAAAGUACCAGUAGGUGAAUGUGCUUGACCAAACUCCCAGGAUUGCACUAGCAUGAAUGUAGCUACAUGUGCACACCAGGGGGCUGUUCUUUAAUUGGGUCAGUCUAGUCACACCACAUAACUCAUCUGCCCCCACCCCCGCUCCCCACCCCCUUGACAAUCGGCUAAAAAUAAAACCACUCUCUUUAGAGCAAAAGACAAUGCCAAAUUGAGACGAUCAUCCAUGUUUGGUUGGUCUGUAAAGGUAGAUGGACAUCCACCUAUUUAGAUUACGUGACUGCUCUGCACUUUGGAAGAACUUUCAAGAGUUUGGAGGGGUGCAAGUGUAAAGGAUUUCCACUACCAGCAGUUGUCCCCCCAGUUCAUUGAAGACCUCAGCGCCACCAUGUGGUCAUGCUGCUAAUUCACUGUCCUAUCUUUCGAGUAAUCCAACCUGACACCCACUCAAGUAACUCUUGGCUGGGUGGCAGGUUGGCCGUUUCUGUGACGGUGUGAAGUUGAAUGUAGUUCAAGGACACUGAAGAUUUUAACUCCAUUUUCUCGAGUUUGAAUGUAGUUUCAGUUGUAAAAAGGGAAUGGAAUGGGCAUAUGGUGGUGCUGCAGGGUUUUUUUUUUUUUUUUUUUUAAAGGCCAUGGUUCUCAACCUUCUCUGGAGAAUGUCUUAUGAAUACUGUGGACACCUUAAAAAAAUUGGGCUCUACACCUAGUUUUGCUAGUGGGAAUGAUUGAGGUGGAUUUUUUUUUUAGGAGGUGGAGUAGCGCAGUUUAAAAGUUUGGGGUGGUAGAAAGAGUAGGAGGGUACCCAUUUACCUCUUUCUGCCCCUACCCACCCCCCAAUCCUCUCAGGUGGCGUUGGACUGUAGGGGACCUCUCCCUUCUCCCUCUAUCACGUCAUGGUAAUUGGCAGCAGUGAGUUCCAAUGAAUCGGGACUCUUUUGCUUAGAACAGCGCUAGCCCAGCAAAGCACUUUCUCUCUCUUUGUGAAACAAUGCAUGUCCAGCUCUGUCCUCUAUCUCUCUCCCCCUCUCUUGUUCUAUCCCUCGUUCGUUUUCAUAUCCCCUCUCACUCUCUGUGUGUCUCUUUCCCCCUCCUGUACUGAAACGGUAAGCCCACACAAUGGGCCCCAUCCAAUCUGAGCAUGCCAGGGUCAUCCCGGAUCAUUCCACAACCUAACUGUUGCAUAAACUGCCGUUUUAUUAAUUUUAUUGUGCUCAGACUUUUUUUUUUCUCUGUCCCACCCCCCCACCAUACCCCACCCCCCAGUAACGAACUGGUCCCCCAAAUGUGACUCCUCUGCACUUUUUUUUUGGAGGUUGCAAUCAAUGCCCCCCUUUUGUUUACGUUUGACGGAAAGAUCCUGUGUUCCAAUGGUGCAUGUGACUACUAGUGCUGCGUUGCUUGACAGUUGUAUGUGCUGCAUUUCCCGUUUCCUCAUGUUGUAAAAGGUAGACAAAAAGAAAAGGAAAAGCUAAAAUCAAUGUACUUUUUCCCUCACUUCCUCCUUAGUUGCAUAUUAUAAAAUGUAAAAGAAAUUGAAAGAAAAUGUAGCUGAUGGGAGUGGGGCAUCCUGAUGUUUUUAUGAGAACAGUUGGUGACUCCUUCCUGUAUUUUUUUUUCUUUCUCUUUUUUUAAUUCAUCCCCAUUUUAAGUGCUGAAAGCAGGUUUGACUAUUCAUUUUUGUGUUAAAGGGGGGUGGGGAAAGGGAAAACCUGUGUGGGCUUUUUGUCAUUGGAUUUCAGUUUUGCUGAAAGGCAUUUUGAAGAGAGGGGGUACUGUUCUGUCCCAUUGACCAGGCCCAUAAUCUUCAUGAAGCUUCUCCCCACCAGAGACUGCAGUCUGAGUGAAAUGUUGCUGACUUGAGCGCAGGAUUGAGAAGAACUGGCUUGGAGAAUAGAGGAACUAAAGCCCUAAAUCUGCUUUCAGCACUGUGGGUUACUUUUUUACAUUUUUAUUUUUUGAUUAUUUUUGUGAUUCAUAAGGGUAUGAACGAGUUUUUAGGUAGAGAGGGAAGACGGAUGAAGCUCCUAUAAGAUUCUAAAGGAUGCGAGUUGCACACUGUUUUGAAAACCGACACAGACUUAGUUUCUGAAGAAGAAUGUGAUAUAUAUAUUUUACAAGCGGACCACUUUUGUUGAAGCAAAUCGCAACAUCUCUUUGGCAAUGGAACCCGCGCAAUGUUGAGAAAGUCGGCACAUUAUCCUCCAGUAAGACCUGUUGUGGAUUGAGGAGUGGUUUUGUACCAGUUUUAAACUUGUUUUUCUUUGCCAGGACCAGCGUGUGGUCCCGUUUGCCAUUUGAGAUGAAGCGAGGCUUCAUGAUCGCCAUAGCAGCAUAGCGGCAGCCAUAUAGUUCUAUAGGAGCGCAUGAUAUGAUGUAUGCUACCAGAGAGGACUUAAGCGUAAGCACUUGUCAACCAGUUAAAAGCUUUCACUUUUUGGAUGAAGUCAUAUUUUGAGCAAAAGUUUGAGAAGUGGGUAAUACCAGUUAACAAGGUUUUUUUUUUUCCUUUGUUUACUUUGAAAUUAGAAAAAGAUGACUAGUGACAUUUUUUGCAGUCAAACUAUUUUUUUACAAUAUUUUUUUUUUGUAAGGGAUGCAUUUCUGCUGCGGACCAAUUGCAUAUUUUUUAUUUUGUCAGUGCUUUUUUUAUUUUCAAUGUUGGGAAAACCAGUGUUCCAAACUUAUAAGUUGUCUGAAGUUUAAGCGGCUAGAUAAUCAAAUCAUGUUGGGUUUUUUUCCGUUUAUUUUUUUUUAUACAAAUACAUCCACUAUUUCUCUACCUUUUUCCUGGUGUGAUGCAAGCCCAGGGAUAGGCAGAAUACCCCCCUACCCUACUCCCCACCCACCUCCUCUUCAGUGAGGAAGGGGGCAAUGGCAGGAUUUGGGGUCCAUUCCAUUAUCCUAACUCCUGUCCUUGACUUGCGCUUGUGGCCUCGCGCUUCGCUGACUACCUUCGUGGACAAAACGGUUUCCCCUGCUGUCAGCCUAGACGCAAACUCUUUUGAGGGACAUCUCCCUCAUUCAACAUUUCAAUUGCCCCAUUGUGAGAUAUUGAGGAAAACUUCUUUGGUCAAUGAGGUCACAAGCACAAGUCGAGGAUGGGAGUUGGGAUAAUGGAAAGAACCCGUUGGUGUAUCAGGACGUGUCGAAGGGAAGGCUUGCUGUUCUUAUUCUCUGCUUGGUCAAGAUGUGCUAAAUAUAUCUGUACUGAGCUUGAUGCAUUAAUAAAAAAGACAAAAAUGCA